This is a messenger RNA of Diaporthe citri, 1932 nucleotides long. RefSeq lists its product as uncharacterized. The coding region runs from base 1 to 1932 and encodes 643 amino acids. The transcript is spliced from 2 exons. Lineage: Eukaryota; Fungi; Ascomycota; Sordariomycetes; Diaporthales; Diaporthaceae. The record is from RefSeq and is a predicted model, not a curated record.
AUGGCCGAGUCGCGCUCCGAAUCUACAAUACCCGAGCUGCUGAUUGGUUAUUCCGGCGUCGACUAUGGGAACUCGGAUACGAUUGCCACAAUAAAGCACCUGUCCUCCGGAGUAUCGUUUUUUGAAUACGCAGCAUGGCGGGUUAUCGACAGCACUCCAGCCUAUAGCUUAUAUGGCGAUUCACAAACCUCGGUCUGGCUGGACAACUGUGCGCUCACAGCAUCGGACUUUUUGGAUGGUAUCCAAGGCGACUGUGAGGCCAUCUGUUCCGAUUCGACGACAUCGAUGUUGCCAUGGAAUAUGAGGACUUGUUAUUCACUGGGAAUAGCGGCAAUGCUGGUCCAAAAUGGGAGUCUCACAUUCAACUCGUCAGAGCAGUACAACGCGCAAGAAGAGCUUCGAUACGGGAAUUUGUCAGCUUGGGAUGGGGAGAAGGUCAUCUCCGACUUCGUCAGCUGUAUCUCAUCCUCUUGCACCAUGUCGAAUAUCUCUCAUUGCGAUGAGGAAACUAUGGUCUUGGAGAACAUCCGUGUCACCACCGACAACCUCUAUACGAUACAAGAAGGGAUGAGCCGGUUUUGCUCCUACGGCGUCGAGAUCAACGCUGAUAUCGCCGGACCCGGAGUCAUGAUUUCCUAUCUCCUACAAAUCUGCGCAUCCAUCUGCUUUUGGGUACUCUUCAACAUACUCACCAAAUGGGCCUGGAUUGUAUUCUCGCCGCUGUUUUGCCAACUGAAGAAAGAGAAUCUGGAGAGUAAUCGACUAGACCCAUUUCUUACGGAUGGACCGAGAGAGAAGCAAUCCAGUUUCAUUAAGCAAGCCUGGCUAAAAGCUUCAGAAAUGCAGGGACGCCUGUCUCAAUGGCAUCUCUACCAGGCGACUUUCGCAAUCCUCAGAGAUUUCCAGGAAGUCCAGAUCUUUUUCAUUGCUGCUAUUCAAAUCGCCACCUUGUCAACCUUUCGACCGAAAGCCUCGGCUUCAUCAGAUAUCAACUCUGUCAACAGCUUUGGAGCGGCUAUAAUGGACAGUGAGCUCGUACAGAUGCUGGCAGUAAACAGCAUGAUACCCCUGCUGCUUGUACAGAGUAUGAUCCAACGCGGCGACAGGUACAAGCUCAGAAAAAGCAAACAAAAACACAGGCGGCUGUCGUUUACUUGGUACACCUUCAUCCUGGUCUGGGUCACCGUCAUCUUCGCCAUCAUCGUGCACGCGAGGAGAGAUAAGCUCAUCGCUAAUUAUGAGGACCUAUUCGACACAUUCAAGAGGGAAAAGGCUGUGGACACAUGUGGGGGAAAUCCGAAUCCCAUGGUGUACUGCAAUGUCGACAACGACCUCAACACCCGAUUCAACGCGGGCAUCCCUGUGAUCUACCUCGCAACCUCGCUCUUAAGCAUCGACUUCUUGGUAUACCAUGUUCCAAGUUUACGGCGAUGGCAUCCUUCGCACAUGAUGGAGGAAGCCAUGAACCCGACACAGGCUCAAGUCUUCCAUUGGUUCAGGAAGUGCCACUUGCGGAUAUUUACGAAGACGAUCUGGUUCCUGUUAGAGUGUGCACUUCUUGCCAGCUCGGCCAUGUAUCUCGCCGAUAUUCUCGCCAUCACACACGCUAUGACCGGCGGCUCAAAUUCUUGGGGAGCCACAAACUCAUGGGGAUCCUGGUCCUUUGGGCAGCUCAUUGCUGUCAUGGUGUGGGUGCCGACUCUUUUCAAGUUCCUUUUCUACCUGAAGUUCGGUGUCGAAGACAAAGACAGUACGCAUGAGGCGCAGAAAUUCGAUGGCACCGAGCACACGUUUGUCGAAAUGGAUCCGCUCCAAAGGACGUACGUGGGCGGUUCGACGGCUAGUAAGCCAAAGUUCUGGAUGGGGAUCCAACAAGGUUCUCCUAAGGGCACAUCAGAUUCCGGGUGCGAGUAUGGGUACGGACGAGCGUAG